Molecule: messenger RNA, 2851 nt
Organism: Chondrus crispus (carragheen)
Lineage: Eukaryota; Rhodophyta; Florideophyceae; Gigartinales; Gigartinaceae
Exons: 2
Coding region: 1-2799 (932 amino acids)
Biological process (GO): trehalose biosynthetic process
Cellular component (GO): cytosol
Molecular function (GO): alpha,alpha-trehalose-phosphate synthase (UDP-forming) activity
Source: RefSeq, a predicted model, not a curated record
AUGCCGCCCUUCCCCGCGUCCAGCACGACCCUGCUCUCGUCGGCCUCGGCGGGCUCCUCGGACGAGCUCGAUGACCUGGACGACCUCCCCGCCAAGCCCACGGAAGCAGAGAUCCUGUCCCAGAUCCACCGCCUCCAUCUCGAGCUCGAAUCCGUCCGCGGUGAUCCUACCGAGCCCGACGACGACGCACAGGACGCCACCCCCGCGCACUCCAGCGCUGGGAGCAGGUCGUAUACAAAGCUUGAGGGCCUCUCGCAGCAUGGCGCCACCAGCCCCCGCCUCAUCGUCGUGUCCAACCGACUCCCUGUCACCGUGCGGAAGGAUGAGUCUGGCGAGUGGAACUUUCGCGUCAGCUCCGGUGGCCUAGUCUCCGCGCUCGCGGGCGUUAAGAACAAGAUCCCCUUUGUUUGGGUGGGGUGGACAGGUGUCGAGGUCGCCACCUCGGAGCAAGAUGAAAUGAGCCGCCGCUUUCAGGAGGAGAUGAAUUGUUACCCUGUGUAUCUCAGUGCGGCCGACGCCAACCUCUAUUACAACGGGUUUUGCAACGAGGUGCUGUGGCCGCUCUUCCAUUACGUCCCGCUCCCAAUCGUCUCGUCGGAUGGUGAGCGCAAGUUCGACUUCAAGUACUGGGAUGCGUACUCAAAGGCCAACCAUCGCUUCGCAGAGGCCGUUAUGCAGGUCUAUGAACCGGGCGAUUUGGUCUGGGUUCAGGAUUACCAUCUCAUGUUGCUCCCGAGCUUGCUGCGAAAACGCAUCCGCGAUGUUACCAUCGGCUUCUUCUUGCAUACCCCGUUUCCCAGCUCCGAAGUCUACCGCAUUUUGCCCGUCCGUAGCAAGGUCUUGCAAGGCGUCUUAGCCGCUGACCUCAUCGGCUUUCAUACCUAUGACUAUGCCCGCCAUUUUCUCAGCGUGUGCACCCGCAUCCUCGGCUUGGACGCCAGCCCAAAGGGUGUCACUUACAAGGACCAUUUUGCCAAUGUUGGCAUCUUUCCAAUUGGAAUCGACCCCAACGCUUGGAUUAAAGCGCUACGGAGCCCGUCCGUUAAGGAGCGCAUUCUCGAGCUCGAAGAAAAGUUUCGAGGCAAAAAAGUCCUCCUGGGCGUCGACCGCCUCGAUUAUAUCAAGGGUGUGCCACACAAACUCAUGGCCUUCCGAAAUCUGUUGUCCAACCAUCCGGAAUGGAAGGAAAGGGUCGUACUUGUUCAAAUUGGCGUCCCGUCCCGAACGGAGGUCGAUGAAUACAAGAAGCUCAUCAGCCAGACAAACGAACUCGUGGGCCGUAUCAAUGCCCAAUACGGGAGCGUUGAGUACGCCCCAAUUGUGUUUAUUAAUCAGUCGGUCAACUUUGACGACCUCUGUGCCUUGUAUACGGUUGCGGACGUGGCGGUUGUGACCUCAAUACGAGACGGCAUGAAUCUUGUUUCGUAUGAGUAUGUCGUAUGUCAACAGGAGCGUCACGGCGUUUUGGUACUGUCCGAGUUUGCGGGUUCUGCCCAAUCGCUCUCUUCUGCAAUACGCGUCAACCCGUGGAACACCGAGGAGCUUGCCAAUGCUAUGCAUGAAGCGCUGACUGUUCCUGAGAGAGAACGAGCUCUCAAACAUUGGAAGUUGUAUCACUAUGUGACCAAGCAUACUGCAGCGUUCUGGGCUCGUUCUUUUGUUAGUGAGUUGCAACAAAUUGAAAGACUGAUGAAAAUGCAAGAUGUGCACAAACCGAAGCAAUCCUUACUGCGCGUGUCGGUGGAUAUCAUUCCAGAUAUGCGUUCAAGGACCAAACGAUUGUUUCUACUCGAAUAUGAAGGCACCCUUUGUGCGCCUGUCUCCCUCGCUGAUCUCGGUUUCCCAACAUUAUCAAUGAGGAGGUUCUUGCUGAGGCUCUCUUCAGAUCCUGGCAACUUUGUAUAUAUCCUAUCUGGCCGGUCCAAGGACACGUUAGACAGCUGGUUGGGUGACCUCGGUGUCGGUCUCGUGUCGGAACACGGAUGUGAUUAUCGACACCCGCACUCGACGACUUGGGAGUCCCUCAUAACGGUCAGCGAUACGUCAUGGAGACUCAGCGUCAUACCAAUUUUGCAAUACUUUACGGAGAGGACACCUGGGGCGCAUUUGGAGGCUAAGGACAACAUUGUGACUUGGCAUUUCCGGGAUGCCGACCCGAUGUUUGGCUCGUGGCAGGCCAAGGAAUUACAAUUGUUGUUGGCAGAGAAUUCCAUGAACUUGCCUGUGGAAGUUGUUUCUGGCCACAAGUAUCUUGAAGUGCGCCCCGUAGGUGUGUCCCGGGUGAACGCUGUGCGAAGAAUCCUUUCGGAACUGUCGGAAGGAGUUGACUUUGCCUUUGCAAUCGGUUCGGAUAAGGCAGACGAGGAUGUGUUCUCAUUCUUGAACACGUAUGUCAGAACUGGAGAUGGCCGCGUAUCGACUUUGGCCUGCCGAGUAGGGGGGAAGUCCGAUAACUCGGCUGCUGACCGAUAUUUACCUGACGUGGAACCAGUUUUCCGUCUGCUGCGGGAGCUCGCUCCAAAUCCUUCCGCGGCACCGAAAAAGACGCGCGCUGUUGGCGGGACGAGUGGGUUGAGUGGACCCAAACCGAGCCUACUGGCAAGACGGAAAGAUAUCAUUCAAAGCCUUACCGAGCGUCAGCGCUCCAAUAGCUAUGACAACGGCAUGUCGUCGGUGUUCACAGGCAGACGGUCUACUCAUCGGGACCCGCUUCCAGACGGGGUGAGCUACGAUUCCUUGGUGGUGCCGCCGAAAGUUGCCGCGGAUGCACCAGGGGACAAGGCGCGUGGCGGUAUGUAAGAAAAGGGUUGUAGGUUUUGUAAAUGUAUGGGUAAUGUACUUUUUUUUGUGA